Messenger RNA from Chlorella variabilis, 1237 nucleotides. RefSeq lists its product as hypothetical. The coding region runs from base 41 to 934 and encodes 297 amino acids. The record is from RefSeq and is a predicted model, not a curated record. Gene Ontology annotation, molecular function: oxygen evolving activity. The transcript is spliced from 9 exons. Gene Ontology annotation, cellular component: photosystem II oxygen evolving complex. Gene Ontology annotation, biological process: photosystem II stabilization; photosystem II assembly. Lineage: Eukaryota; Viridiplantae; Chlorophyta; Trebouxiophyceae; Chlorellales; Chlorellaceae.
UGCUGGUGUCCUCCCCCGCUCCAUUCGUAGCCCCUGCACGAUGAGCCAGGCCCUGUCCACCCGCGCCGUGGCCUUCAAGGCCGCCGCUCAGGCUCGCCCGGCCCGGCGCAGCACCGUGCAGGUGGUGGCGUCCGCGGAGAGCGUCCAGGCCCACGCCAAGAAGGCCGCUGCGCUUGCCGCGUCUGUGCUGGUGGCUGGGUCUGCCAACGCCCUGUCCUUCGAUGAGCUGCAAGGGCUGACCUACCUGCAAGUGAAGGGCUCCGGCAUUGCCAACACCUGCCCCACCCUGGAUGGUGGCUCCGCUAACAUCAAGGACCUGAAGCCCGGCAGCUACUCGCUGGGCAAGUUCUGCAUGGAGCCCACCAGCUUCACCGUCAAGGAGGAGUCCCAGUUCAAGGGCGGCGACUCCGACUUUGUGUCCACCAAGCUGAUGACCCGUCUUACCUACACCCUGGAUGAGAUGAGCGGCUCGUUCAAGGUGGAUGGCAGCGGCAACGUGGAGCUCAAGGAGGAGGACGGCAUUGACUAUGCCCCCGUCACCGUGCAGCUGCCCGGCGGCGAGCGUGUGCCCUUCCUGUUCAGCGUCAAGCAGCUGGAGGCCAAGGGUAACGCUGAUGGCUUUGGCGGCGAGUUUGUUGUGCCGUCCUACCGCGGCUCUACCUUCCUGGACCCCAAGGGACGCGGCGCGGCCACCGGCUACGACAACGCCGUCGCCCUGCCCGCUGCCUCUGAUGCCGAGGAGUUCCUGAAGGAGAACAUCAAGUCGACCGCGGCCAUGAAGGGCCAGGCAGUGUUCUCCAUCGCCAAAGUGGACCCCGUCACUGGCGAGAUUGCGGGCGUGUUCGAGUCUGUGCAGCCGUCCGACACUGAUCUCGGUGCCAAGGCCCCCAAGGACGUGAAGAUCACCGGCCUCUGGUAUGCCCAGCUGUCGUGAGCUACACGAUCUAAUUUGAGCUAAAUGAGAAGAACAUGGCUUACACGCCCCCGAGCUCAGUUUUUUUUGUACUUCUAACUAGGAUCAAAUGUGUCGCACUGCACGUGUAAUCGUUGGGAAGCUAUGCAGCUGAAAAUGAAACCUGCACAAACACAAUUUUGUGCGAAUAAACACACAAAGUGGAUGCUGGGAUCUGGUGUGAGAGCAACAGCCAGUGGUGGUUGCCACACCCAGCUCUUCCUGUGGGCAACCCACCUUGGCAGUUGCAGGUGGGGCUUUGCCGACCCUUCCAUCACUGCCGCU